Messenger RNA from Cryptotermes secundus, 934 nucleotides. RefSeq lists its product as uncharacterized. NCBI's taxonomy places the organism in Eukaryota, Metazoa, Arthropoda, Insecta, Blattodea, Kalotermitidae. Gene Ontology annotation, cellular component: Golgi membrane. The transcript is spliced from 7 exons. The record is from RefSeq and is a predicted model, not a curated record. Gene Ontology annotation, biological process: vesicle-mediated transport; protein secretion. The coding region runs from base 89 to 745 and encodes 218 amino acids.
CGUAAACCCGAAAGACAAAUAGUAAACAUGAUUUUGAUUUAUUAUUGGCAUACUUACCAUGAAAUGUUAAUGAAAUAGGAUAACAUUAAUGUCUCUUGCUGCACCACUUUUGGAUGAUGACACGCUGGAGUUCGGGGAGGAGGAGGAGGUACAAACAAAUAGCAAAUCGCUGAAACAUCCAUAUGUAACAUUUUUCCACCUGGCCUUCAGAGUAUCAGCAGUUCUGGUAUAUAUGCUAUGUGGCUUGUUUAAGAAUAGUUUCAUUGCAAGUUUUGUUACUGUUGUCCUUCUUCUGUCAAUGGAUUUUUGGACAGUAAAGAAUAUAACAGGACGACUAAUGGUUGGUCUGCGCUGGUGGAAUUAUAUUGACGAUGAUGGGAAAUCACACUGGGUAUUUGAAGCAAGAAAGGGCAUCCAACAGAACAGAGUAAACCCAUAUGAAGCACAAAUCUUCUGGAUGGCUCUAGUUCUGUGCCCCAUACUCUGGGUUAUUUUGUUCUUAAUUGGCCUGUUUGGCCUUAAUUUCAAAUGGCUGUUAUUAGUGUGCAUAGCUAUUGUGUUGAAUGGCGCUAAUCUCUACGGAUACAUCCAGUGUAAGAUUGGACAUGGUCAGAAAUUAAGCACCUCUCUUACGAAUAUGUCAACAGACUUCUUCAGAAGACAAGUAAUUCAGAAUGUAGCAUCAAUGAUGACCAGACCUAGUCCGCCCACAAGUAAUAUGCCAGGACAAACGAACGUAAUAUGAAUCACCAUGUCAUCAGAUCAGUGAAAUAUAUACCACAUGUUUGUGCUGGGUGAAAUGAUAUAUAUUUCACAUACAUUGACUUUAUUCCUAAUUGCAACUGUGAUGUUUUAGUUUGUGUAAUUAAUUUUUAUUUACAAAAAUACAAAAAUAUUCCGGUCUAGAACCACGAGAUUAACGACCGUGGGUAUC